GCUGAAGCUGUGGCAGAUCGAACUUUUCCAGGGGAUAACGGCAGUCUGGUGCGAGCUCUGAGCAGGAGUGUAAUGAUUAAAACUGCUCUUCAUGGUGGAAGAUCCAAGCUUCAGUUCAGACGUGCUCGCUUUGUCUGAAGUUGUGGAUGAACAAAAAUACCUCAUUAAGCUUCUUAUGACACCCUGCUGGCAGCAUCAACCGCUCCUUUGCUUCCUCUGUCUCAGAACAUUCACUAAGACAAAGGCCACAUCGAAUCUGGCUCUCUGACAGUAUUGGACCCUUUGGACCAGAUGCACAAGCUGUAUCUUAAUAUAUUGAAGUUGAAGUCACAUUUAGGAGCAGCUGGAUUGAAGAGUGGAGUUUUUCCAUCCCAAUCCAAGAUAAAGACAGAGCAUGUUGUCCUCUAUGCUGCAAAGGAUGGCUGCGGAAGGAGAAUGCAGAUUAAACAUAUAAAUCUGUGUUUUACUGGUGCCUUCUGCUUUGCAAAGCGUUGCUGACCAACAUUUAACAAAUAUUUUGUAAAUUAUGUAAAGCCACCACCUUAAAAACUAGAGUUUUAAACUGAGGAGAAAGCCUUUCUUCCACUGGAAGGAACAACUUGGAGCAAAAUCUAAGUUGAUAUUCAGGAAUCAAUACAAAUCAGACUUCCUGGCAAAAAACAUUCAAAUAUGUUCAAAAAUAAAUUGCUAUAGUUUUGAUCCUGGAAACGCACAUGAUGAAACACCAAGUUGUAGUUUUUGGUUCUGCAACCUUGAGGCACUCUUGGAUUUGACCAUGUUCAGUUCCUCCUGGACGUAAGUCCCUCAAACCAGAGGGCCAACAUGGCAGUCGGGAAGAUAACCUUCACCAAGACUGAAAGGGAAAAACUGGCUGAAGUCCUGUGGCUGCUCAACUGGAUCUCUGUUGUGACUGGAGCCAUUCUCUUCGGACUGGGCUUGUUUCUCAAAAUAGAGAUACAGAAAUGGCAGGAAGUGAUGUCAGAGCAGGGGAUUCUCUAUGUGCCACACAUGCUUAUCACCACAGGUCUGGCAGCCUGUGGCAUCAACUACCUCGGCAGUAAGAUAUGCCUGGACUGCGCUGACACAAACAAGUUCCUACGCUGGAAGCUGGUAAUGAUGCCGUACAUAGUUUGCACCUUCUUCUUUACUGCCUGUGUCCUGGCAGGGGCGCUCAUGUGCUACAGUAUUCGCAGUCAGCUGGAGGAGUCCCUGUACCUGGGUCUGAGGAACACAAUGCGUUUCUACAAGGACACGGACACACCCAGCCGCUGUUACUUGAAGAAAACCCUGGACCUGGUGCAGAUCCAGUUCCAGUGCUGUGGGAACACCAAUUAUCGAGAUUGGUUUCAGAUACAGUGGAUCAGCAGCCGCUACCUUGACAUGACUGACAGUGCUGUGGUGGACCGUGUGAGGAGUAAUGUGGAGGGGAAGUACCUGAUGGACAGCGUUCCCUUCAGCUGCUGCAGCACUUUGUCCUCCCGACCCUGCAUCCAGCACAAUCUCAGCAACCCUGCAGCCCAUGUGCACUACGACGAGCAGAGUCAGCAGCUGAACCUGUGGAGGAGAGGCUGCCAACAAGCCUUGCUGGACCACUACACCGGAAUCAUGCAGUCCAUUGGCCUUACAGUGCUGCUCAUAUGGCUCUUUGAGCUGCUGGUUCUAACUGGAGUUCGGUACCUGCAGACAGCCAUGGAGAACGUUAUCCGGCUCGGUGAUCCAGAGUCAGAGUCAGAGGGCUGGAUUCUGGAGAACAGUCUGGCAGAAACAGCGUGCUACAACUUCAAUAUCAUCAAGAACCUGGGAAAGUGUUACCAGGUGGAUGAUGACCCGAACAUCAACGUCCCAACAACAGCUGCUGACCAGGAGGUUCCGUCCCACCAGGCCCAGGUCAACCUGACCAGCUGACUUCCAGACAUGAUGAUAAACUCUGAACUGAUCUGGAAAACACCAUCAAUAAGUUCUGCCUUCAGGAAAAAAAAAGUUAAAGGAAGUUUUGCCAUCUUAAAAAACUGCAGCAAAACACGAAUGAUUGAUUUUUUUUAAGGUUUCAGGUUUUUGUACUCAGCAACUUAUUCAACUUAAAAAAGAAACAACAGAUUUGAAAAUGUUCAAAAGGCAGAUCAGUUGUGGUCUGUGUGUUUAAAAAGGUAAAAACGUCAACAAACGGUAUAAGAAGGACCUCUCCAGGUACUCCUGCUUCCUUCCACCUACCAGAAACAUGCCUAAGGUGAUCUUUAGACAUGAGAGUGUGUAAGUGCCUGGUUGUGUGUGUCUGUGUUGCCCUGAUGGACAGGCGACCUGUCCAGGACGUGCCACGCCUCCCCACCAACCGCUGGAAUCAACACACCCACCCCUGUGACCCUGCAAGUAAUAAACAGGCUUAGAAAACAGGUGAGAUGGAUGGACUACAGCACCGUCCACACUUAUUGGCUCAUCUGGUGAAAAUGUGUAAAAAUAUUAAAAUCACACAUUAAAAUGUAAUAUGUAGUUUACAGAAAUGUUAUAUUCGGUCUUGAAGGGGACACAUGACGCUUUUAAAUCCUUCAUUUUAACAUUUAAAUCAUCCAGCUGUGGUCUACAUAAAGUGGAACCUCAA
Girardinichthys multiradiatus is the source of this 2596-nucleotide messenger RNA. Its product is annotated as photoreceptor outer segment membrane glycoprotein 2-like. The transcript is spliced from 4 exons. Bases 823 to 1905 code for a protein of 360 amino acids. NCBI's taxonomy places the organism in Eukaryota, Metazoa, Chordata, Actinopteri, Cyprinodontiformes, Goodeidae. Gene Ontology annotation, cellular component: membrane. Gene Ontology annotation, molecular function: phosphoribosylamine-glycine ligase activity. The record is from RefSeq and is a predicted model, not a curated record. Gene Ontology annotation, biological process: purine nucleobase biosynthetic process; visual perception.